AUGUCCGGGGAUGGACAGAACAAAAGGAGAAUAGCCAUCAUUGCUGUGUCUUCGGUUUUACUGGUGGGCAUGGUGGUCGCCGUGACGGUUGGCGUGACGUGGAAGCAAUCAGAUUCCGAUGAGGAAGACAAGUCUUCCUCCGAUAAGACCGUGUCCAACAAAGUGAAAGCGGUGCAGAGCCUGUGCGCCCCCGCCGACUACAAGAAAGAAUGCGAGGAGAGCCUGGAGGAGGAGGCCGGCAACAGCACCGAUCCCAAAGAACUAAUCAUGAAGGCCUUCAACAUCACCAUCAAGAAAAUCGAGAAGGGUCUUCAUGAAUCCGACACCUUGCACGAGGUGGAGAACGAUCCCCGCGCCAAGGAAGCCCUCCAGACCUGCAAGCACCUCAUGGAACUUUCCAUUGGCGAGUUCAGGAAAUCACUCGGAACCUUCGAGUCCUUUGAUUUCUACAACCUCGACAAGAUUCUCAUGAACCUCAAAGUUUGGCUCAGCGGAGCCAUCACUUACCAGGAAACCUGCAUUGAAGGGUUCGAGGACGCCAAAAGCGACGCCGGCCAGAAGAUGAAGCAGGCACUCACCGCUGCCAUGCACAUGAGCAGCAACGGCCUCGCCAUCGUCAACGACAUGGCCGAAGCUUUAUCCAGUUUGCACAUCACGAAGCAAGGAAGGCGUCUGCUCAAUGAUCAGGAGGAUGGCAGCGAAGAUCAUCAUGGCGAGGCAGGUGCGAACGAAGACGGCGUGAGACCCGACGGCGACUUCGAGUUCCCCACGUGGAUCGAUGAAAAUCCUGCCGCUAGGAGACUGCUGACGAGCGAACACAAAGGCAAACUGAAGCCAGAUGUGGUCGUGGCGAAAGACGGGAGUGGGAAGUACAAGAAAAUCAAGGACGCGCUAAAGCAUGUGCCGAAGAAGAACAAAAAGCCGUUUGUGAUCUACAUCAAGGAAGGGGAGUACAAAGAGUAUGUGGAAGUGGAGAAGGACAUGACGUACGUUGUGUUCGUGGGGGAUGGCGGCAACAAGACCCGCAUCACCGGCAACAAGAACUUUGCCGACGGGGUCAACACCUAUAACACCUGCACGGUGUCGGUAGAAGGGGACCACUUCAUUGCCAUCAACAUGGGGUUCGAAAACUCGGCCGGUCCCGACGGACAUCAAGCUGUGGCAUUGAGGGUUCAAGCCGACUUCUCCAUAUUCUACAGAUGCCAACUGGACGGGUACCAGGACACGCUGUACGCGCACACCAUGCGUCAAUUCUACAGGGACUGCGUCAUCACCGGCACCAUAGACUUCGUCUUCGGGGAUGCCGCCGUCGUGAUGCAGAACUGCACGUUCGUGGUGAGGAAGCCGAACGAGAACCAGCAGUGCAUAGUGACGGCGCAAGGGAGGAAGGAGAGGCACCAACCGUCGGCGCUGGUGAUCCAAGGAGGGUCCAUAGUAUCGGACCCAAAGUUCUAUAAAGUGAGGUUUGAGAGCAAGGCGUACCUGGCGCGUCCAUGGAAGAACUUCUCAAGGACCAUCAUAAUGGAAACCUUCAUAGAUGACUUGAUAGACCCAGAGGGGUUUCUCAAGUGGGACGCAAACUCCACGUCCUACAAGACAUGCUGGUACGGAGAGUUCAAUAACACAGGGCCAGGUGCCAACACCAGGCAUCGCGUCAAGUGGAACGGGAUCAAGAAUCUGACGGCACAGCAUGCUCUGGAUUUCACGCCCUUGAGGUAUUUCAAGUCAGAUUACUGGAUUAGGGAAACUAGGAUUCCUUACAAUCCCACCACCAUGUCCUCCCCUCCAGCUAGUCCUAAAAAGCUCUCUUCACAGUGA
This is a messenger RNA of Neltuma alba, 1818 nucleotides long. Its product is annotated as putative pectinesterase/pectinesterase inhibitor 28. The transcript has a single exon. The record is from RefSeq and is a predicted model, not a curated record. NCBI's taxonomy places the organism in Eukaryota, Viridiplantae, Streptophyta, Magnoliopsida, Fabales, Fabaceae. Gene Ontology annotation, molecular function: enzyme inhibitor activity; pectinesterase activity. The coding region runs from base 1 to 1818 and encodes 605 amino acids. Gene Ontology annotation, biological process: cell wall modification.